This is a messenger RNA of Tuber melanosporum (Perigord truffle), 4616 nucleotides long. RefSeq lists its product as uncharacterized. The record is from RefSeq and is a predicted model, not a curated record. The coding region runs from base 846 to 3356 and encodes 836 amino acids. The transcript has 8 exons. Gene Ontology annotation, cellular component: autophagosome; cytoplasm. Gene Ontology annotation, biological process: autophagy; autophagosome organization; protein autophosphorylation. Gene Ontology annotation, molecular function: protein serine/threonine kinase activity; ATP binding. NCBI's taxonomy places the organism in Eukaryota, Fungi, Ascomycota, Pezizomycetes, Pezizales, Tuberaceae.
GCCGUGAAUUCACUGUUUCUGAAGGUGUGCAUUUUAUCCCCCUCGCCUUGCCUGUCUUCUGGAUCUUGUUCUUCGUUCCUCAGUAUCCACCCGUUCCUGCUACGGUACAUGAGACAGUAAGCAGACAACGGGAAUACAGGUACUGGAGGUUAGUCCGUCAGUAACGCUUCUUAUCUAAAGUGUGUUCGCUACCCUUCGCUUGCUCGAUUCCUCACCGCGCCUCCAAUUAUUUCCUCUCUUUCUUUGCUUUCUCUUCCCUUCUUUCCUUUCUUCUUUCUCUCCUCCUCCUCCCUCCUCCCGCUCCUCCCCGUCGUUGCGACUACACCUCUCCGCCCGCUCCCCUUCCCCCGUUGCUCUCGCUGUUUCCCUUACAACGGUACCCUAUCACGCUCACGCACCGACUCGUCACCAGUGACCAGUCAUCCAUCAUAUCCUCUCUCUCCUCUCACUACUCCUCCCCUCUUCCCUCUUACCCACAAUUUACCUAUUCAAAUAGAAUAGCCCACUCGCUUCACAGCCCCACCAGCCAUUCUACCCUUCCAUCUUUUCUAUUAUACAAUCAUCUUCCCGCCUGCCGCGACAUCUACCAUUCUAAACUUGUUUCCGGUUAUCUCCACUCUUUCGCUCGUCAACCGCUGCUCCGAGCCCAACGCUCCCUCUCGCCCAGUAUAUUCCACAAGCAUCUAUCUGCUCGACCAGAUAGUAAGCUUCCGUCGUAUGACACAUAAGGUCGACGCCAUCUUCUCAAACUUAGCCGCCACACCAACCUUACGGUAGCAGCUUCGAAGCUUGCUUGUUCUCGCCCAACCUCGACCUCGGAUAAGGAACGAUACGAGCUUAUAGUUAUGUCUUCACGACAUCCGUCCUCGAGUGGGGGACCAACGCCGGAUUCGCUGGUAGGGGAUUUUAGAGUGGGCAAAGAAAUUGGCAGAGGGUCUUUUGCUGUUGUGUUCAAGGGACACCAUGUGAAAAAUCCGAAAUCACUAGCUGCUGUCAAGGUGGUACAACGAGGGAAGCUUAACCGAAAGCUUCUCGAAAACCUCGAGUCAGAAAUCCAGAUUCUUAAGAAACUGGAUCACUCACAUAUUGUCGCCCUGAAGGAUUGCAGCAAGAAUGACAAAUACAUUUAUAUCGUCAUGGAGUACUGCUCCGUCGGUGAUUUGUCUACCUAUCCCCAUGUUCCUGGAAGUGGGCUGCACGAGGUUGUCGCCAGGCAUUUUAUGAAGCAACUUGCCAGUGCACUUGAGUACCUAAGAAAAUUCGGAUUGGUUCAUAGGGAUGUAAAGCCACAAAACUUGUUAUUAGAUCCACCUGCCGGAUAUGAUUCCAGGACCCCGCUUGCCGAUUUUGGAUUUGCUAGAAAUCUACCCGCUGCCUCCUUGGCAGACACUUUAUGUGGAUCGCCGCUCUAUAUGGCGCCGGAAAUUUUGAGAUAUGAGAAGUACGAUGCUACUGCCGAUUUGAAAAUUGAGACCAAAGGCGAUACCAUUGAGUUCCCUAGUUCGUGCACAGCAAGCGAGGAGAUCAGAAGAUUGAUAUGUAGUUUACUGAGGAGAAACCCCUUGGAGAGAAUGUCAUUCAAGGAGUUUUUCAGUCACCCUGUCAUCACUGGGCCAAUUCCUGGUGCCUCCAUUGCCCUGGUUUCCGAGCCAAUGAAGAAGGCAAGGAGUAUGGAUACUCCCAAAGCAAGCCCCACAUCAAUACAGAGGACCCCCUCUUUACGAGCACUGGGUGAUGGGAGAGAGCUUGGAACCGACCGAGAAGGAAGGCGAACUCCUCAACAAACUCCUCCAUCCCCACGGCUCCGACAGGCCGUAGAAUCCUCCGCCCUUCCCUUUGCCCAUACUAGCCCUAUAUCCGCAACCCCCCCUCUCAGAUUAGCGGAUGUUCGUAGGGCUACGACCCAAGGUGCCCAAGCACCACCGCUAUCUCCAUUAUCAAGGCCCGCGAUGGAUAGACAUGCGAAGCGCAAUUCGACUGCUCGCGAGAUGCGUCCGCUCGAGGAGGAGCGAGUUGAGAAGGAUUAUGUUUUUGUGGAUAAGCAGUUUGUCCAGGUCAAUGCCUUUGCAGAUGAGUUCGCCACUGUUAGGCGGAAUGGUAUGACCCCACCGUCACCUUCUUCGAGCGCUUUGUCACGUAGACCAACAUCUGGGGGUCAAGGCGCCACAAAUGCAAUCGCUGUCACCGGCAGACGUCAGGAUGGUGGAUAUCCAAGAAACUCGUAUGAAAGACGGUAUGGGCCUUCUCCUGGCUCUGCUCCUUCUCCCUCGCCGAGCUCGACUCGGUCUGCGCUUGCUAAGGCAUUGGAGCUUGCCAACCUUCGUCUGUUUGGUGUUAGUAUCUCACCUCCUCGUCAUAGCCCACCUGGUGUGCAGUCACCAUACCCCACGUACCCGAAUAAUCCCACUAGCAUGGUUAUGGUUCGCAAUGAGGGUGGUCCAUCGGAUGACGAUAUGCAAGCUGUAUACAACAUUGAGGAUGCUGCCAGCAGGAGCGAUGUUGUUUACAAUUUUGCUGAGGUUAAGCUUGCGCAAUUGAUACCUGCUGUGCCAGCGCCUGUACAUGGAUUAGGGUUGCUCCCUCCAUCAGCAAGCGAAGGGGACCUUGGACUUCCUGUUGAGCCUGCGCCGUCGAAUGAGUUCGACCUUACCCCCGAUGCGGUUGUUCAACUCGCGGAGGAAGCACUCGUAUUGUAUGUCAAAGCUCUUGGGAUACUCGCGAAGGCUAUGGAUAUUGCUGGGGCAUGGUGGAAUACCUCCAACAGGCGGAAUAACCAAACAUCACCAGCUAUGUCAGCCGCGAGCAUGAGAAUGAACAAUUGUGUGCAGUGGGUCCGCGACCGAUUCAACGAGGUUCUUGAGAAGGCAGACUUUGUUAAGUGCAAAUUGAUCGAGGCUCAGAAAUUGCUGCCAUCAAGUCACCCGAGUCACCCUAAUAAUCAGAAUGAUGAUAGCGAUGGAUCCUUGGAUGCUAGUGGUGAUAGAGUUGUGGUGACGCCUGGUGUCACCGCGGAGAAAUUGAUGUAUGACCGCGCCCUUGAAAUGAGUAGGGCAGCAGCAGUCAAUGAAUUGGUUGGGGACGACCUUAAUGGAUGUGAGGUAGCUUAUGUUACAUCAAUCCGAAUGCUGGAAGCGGUCUUGGAGAACGAUUCUGUCGACCAAAAUGAUGGAGACGUCCGCAUGGAGGAAGAAGAUAGAAUGAUAGUCGAGAGCUAUGUCUCAAGCAUCCGCAAAAGACUCGUUUCCCUCAGGAAGAAGAUGUCGGAGGUUUCCAAGCGGUCAUCCGGCAUCCAUUCAAUACCAAGCUCGCCUUUACAGCCGUCCUCGUCUCCCCUGAUGGGGGUCUCUCCUAAGUAAAACCCGCGAGGUCGAUUCACACCAGAGCAUUGCGUCCCCUGCGCAGGAAUCGUGAGGGACAGAGGACAUCAAAUCUCUGCACAGCGCUCGCGAGUUCUCUCUUUCUAUCUACUUUUUUUGCAUUGCAAUGUCUAUUUUGGGUUCUCAGACACUUUUCUUUUUUGUACGAGAUUGCCGGUUUGUCGUAUUUCUUUCGGGGGUUUCAUUGGAGGAUAUGGUCGUGCGUUUUCGGCGUUUUUAUCUGCGUGUUCGUUCUUUACUCAUUGACCUUCCCAGGGCCGGGAUUUCAACCUUGGCCAAUUAAACUGGAUGAAGACUAUUUUAUGAUUUCUCACGAUCUCUGUUUCUUCAUGCAUCAAGCACAUUUCAUAUAACUUCAUGAAUGUUUUUUUAUUUAUUUACUCAUAUAUUUAUAUUUCUUUGGGGGGAGGGGGUUGGCUGGUUAGUAGGGUCAGGUCGGUCACGGUCUUGGUUCGGUGGCGGCGGGGCAUUACGAGAUGGCAAACAGGAUGAGCGGCUCUGGCCUUUUUGUAUUCCAAGGUUCUUAUUGUGUAUGAUUAUGGCGUCUUGUUAUGCUACAAAGUCAUCUUUCUUCAUCGAAAGGGAUCUUUCUAUGUUGGUUGUGUUUUUUCCCUUUUUCCCUUGCUUUCCCGCGGAUCUCGAGCUUUACGGGGAUGUCAGGGGGAUGAUGGUGGGAAGGGGCUGUGUUCAUGGUCAUUUGAUGCGGCGCACUUUGGGCGAGGGCAUUACAUUCCCAGCAGAUUGGCGGCUUUUACUCUUUCUGGAUCAUGUAUUCUAAAUCCCUGGUUUCUGGGUUCUUUUUCAUUCAUUUGUUCUCAUCUAUUAUUUAUUUACUUCCUUCCAUUUUCUCGGAUCUCUGUGUGUCUUUCUGCUUUUGGUGUUUCAUCCGUUCGGGAUAGGCAUCGGGUCGUUGGCGCAUCGGUUUUUCCUUAUUCCCUUUGCUUAGUCUUAUUCACUCUCUGCUGUUCAUUCGUAACUACGCACUUUAUGUUUUUUUUUACAUUUUUUUCUUUUCACAGGUCUUUCUCUGAGAAAAGGGAAAAGAGAAAAAAGAAAGAAAAAGGACGGUGUUCGGGAGAUUGGGGAUCAUUGCGACAUGGUGUUUGGAAAGUUUUGUUAUAUAAUAUCAUGUUAUUAUUCCUUUUCCCUUUUUGUUGUCUUCCGUAUUUUCAUCUCUUGUUAUUGAUAAUUCUUAUUGGAUGGAAUUCGUGACCCAUCACUUGGAGUUCAAUACCUAAA